UCGAAUGGCACCCUCAACAGCAACAGCGUGCGCUUCUGGACCGGCCAGAAUGUCGGCUGGGAGGGCAUCGUGACCGUCGACGGCAUCUCGUACGAGUGGUUGGGCACCGGCCUCAAGGCCUUCCCCAUCGUCGACGAGAUCAAGUCCGCCACGCCCCUCACCGUGAGCUACGACUCGCAGUACUCCAACUUCACCUUUGCUGCGGGCCCCGUCCAGCUCACGGCCAGCUUCUUCUCCCCCGUCACCCCCCACGAUCUUUGCCGGACUAGCAUCCCGCUUAGCUACUUGCAGGUCUCGUACCUGUCCACGGACAAUUCUUCCCACAGCGUGCAGUUCUAUGGUGAUGUCGACGACUCGUGGAACAACUACGCUGCGAGCGCUGCCGUCAACUAUGACCUCUAUGCUGAUGCUCAGACGGUCGGUGGCAAUGAGUAUGACUUUUCCGAAACAAACGACUUUCCCAACUGGGGAGAUUUCGCCUACUCGACCACUGCAGGCACGGCGGUGAACUUUACCCACCAGGCCGGAGACGCGGUUAAUUUAAGGUACAACUUCCUAAAGAGUCACCAGCUCACUAAUGUGCGAGAUAAUGACAUAUCCCACCCCGUCUUUGCCUACGCGCACGACUUUGGAAAUAGCAACUCCGGCAGCGCUCUGUACACCGUCGGCACGAUCCAAGCUCCGCAGAUCAAUCUUUUGACGAGCGAGGGGCUGCAGUCGUUGCCGCCGUGGUGGGCCAGUCCGAGUUGUUAUGGCCCUGACCAGUCCAACCUCAUCGCUUUCCACUACGCGGACUUCCACUCUUCUCAAGGCAUGGCAGCUCAGUUCGAGACUCAACUCAAAGCGGAUGUGAACAACUAUUAUGCCACCGAGGGUGUCAGUGUCUCCAGUAACGCCCCUGCGACGCCAGCACCGGCGUGGGCCAGCGCUGGAAUGGACAGCUCCACCAUGGACAACUUCACCAGGGGCGUGGACCAGUUCGGAGAGGCCUACAUCUUCGACUCGAGCAACGCGUACGGUUUCCUCAACCCGAACGACUUCAGCGGCGUUGCGGUCCCGGACCUGUCCGAAGCUCAAGCCUACUACUCAAUCGUGGCGCUGUCGGCGCGGCAGAUCAUGGGCGCGUACACCCUGACCGUUCCUCCAAACUUCAACGGGGACCAGGCCACCAGGUACAAUUCGUCGGAGCCAUUCAUGUUCCAGAAGGAAAUCUCGUCAAACGGCAACAUGAACACCGUUGAUGUCUUGUACCCAGCCAUGCCUUUCUUCCUCUGGGCAAACCCGGAUCUCCUGAGGUAUGCGCUGAACCCGCUUUACUUGAACCAGGAAUCAGGCUUCUACCCCAAGGAUUACUCGAUGCACGACCUAGGCACGCACUUCCCCAACGCGACGGGCCACGUGCCCGGCGACGACGAAGCCAUGCCAGUCGAGGAGUCUGGCAACAUGCUGCUGAUGAGCUACUCGAUCUACAAGUUCACGGGCGAGGUGCAGUGGCUGCGUGACCACUACAGCAAGCUGUACCAAUGGGCGCAGUUCUUGAUCGAGUACGCGCUGAUCCCAUCCGAGCAGCUCAGCACCGACGACUUCCUCGGUACGCUGGAGAACCAGACCAACCUCGCGAUCAAGGGUAUCGUGGGACUGCAGGCCAUGGCAGGCAUUGCCAGCGUGACGGACCACUUGGAUGACGCAGCCAACUUCUCCGCCACGGCCGCAAACUACUACUCCCAGUGGGAGGGCUUCGCGAUUGACCCGUCGGGGACGCACACGGUGCUGGCGUACCAGUGGCGCAGCAGCUGGGGCCAGCUAUACAACGCGUACCCUGACAAGCUGCUGAACCUAGGCGUCGUGACGCCGGAAGUGUACGCGAUGCAGUCGGACUGGUACGAUCAAGUGUCGCAAGUCUUCGGCGUGCCGCUCGACAACCGCCACUCCCUCACCAAGAGCGACUGGGAGAUGUGGACGGCGGCGACGUGCAAGCCGCAUACGCGACGACUGAUGGUCAACGCGCUAGCGUACUGGCUGAACCAGACGAGCACGGACAAGGCCUUUACGGACUUGUACGAGACGAUCGACACUGGCAGCUACCCCUCGCAGGCGACGUUUAUCGCACGACCCGUCGCCGGUGGACAUUUCGCCCUGCUGGCUCUGCUGCGUGCGGGCGCGACGUCGGCA
This is a messenger RNA of Aplosporella prunicola CBS 121167, 2172 nucleotides long. RefSeq lists its product as uncharacterized. The annotation marks the transcript as partial. Gene Ontology annotation, biological process: carbohydrate metabolic process. The transcript has 3 exons. NCBI's taxonomy places the organism in Eukaryota, Fungi, Ascomycota, Dothideomycetes, Botryosphaeriales, Aplosporellaceae. The record is from RefSeq and is a predicted model, not a curated record.